CUCCAUCUUUCAUCAUCAUCAUCAUCUGUCAUCAUCUUCAACUUUCGAUUUCAUCCAAUAUUUCAUCAUCUAACUGUCGGUCUUUCGCUUCCUAUUUCUUUCACUUAUCUUACUGGACUUUUUCUGGUCUAAAAUUCGGUUACUCCCUUCUUCAUCUCAGCCAGUAGCUGAUACGAUAGGAGUUCACAGCGAUGGUUGUCUCGUCCCUUGUUCGCCGAGGCAUGGAGCUUGCCUCCGACAUGCCCAUGAACUCCAAAAAUCCUGAAGUGCCUUCUAUUCAUCUCUCAGGGUGGCUGGCUGGCCUUUUUGUCUUCUCUGUCCUAGCUUUCUUUUUUGUUGUCUUCUCGAUCGAAUACACCUACGGAAUGGUGGUUGCGGCCCUCGCCGCCGUCGAGGAAACUAACCCCGAUAUCUAUAUCCGCGUCAAGACCGAUGUCAACCCCAACAAGGAUGUGGACCUGGCUGAGCCCGAGGUAGACACUCGUCGCCGUCAGCCUAUCACCAGUAACUUGCGCACCACCAUUAAACAUCUCCGUUCCCGUGCCGGCUUCUGGUCUCGUUUCCGCGGUUUUGGUCUGUUCUUCACAUACUCUCUGGCCGAGGGGUUCCUAUUCUCGAUUCUACCUAUGUCCAUAACCAACUUUGCCGGGCAACUGGUCGCCAGGAUGAUUAUCGGCAUAGCCCUGGCCAACUUGGAGCUGACCUGGGUGCAUAUUGUGAUAUCCGAACCCUCCUCCAAGCGCUUCUACCAGCGCAUUCCCGGUUUCAAGAGCUGGCUGAAGAUUGCUCCUGUCGUUGCCUUUGAGCAAGGCGUUGUCUGUGCCGCGUUCUACAUUCCUCUACUUAUUGCCGGAGCUGCUGGGGCUCUAAGCGACUUGGUUGUUGAUCCCAACGCUAACAUCCCACCGGCUGAGCUUGUGAGCCGCGCUGCCACGGCCAUCGCCAUCCCAUCCCUGCUUGCCGGCCUCGUAUCUAUCCCCGCGCGGGCUGUUACAAUCCGUGUUGCGGCCUCCAUGCUCCCAAAGGAGGAUGAAGCGAUCAUACCCUUUGAUCGAUCCUUCGGUGGAAAGGUGGUUCCUGCCACUCUGGGCGGCAGCGGUAAGCUCAGCAUUAAAGAUGCAUGGGCGAGCUUUGAUGGAGCUGCUCGCAUUCGCUACGUGAAAGUGAUCGGUAAGGCAUUUGCCAUGGAGUUUGCCGCGAUUAUCCUCUUUUCAUUUGUACUUGGAUGCCAAGUCCACGCGGGGGCAUUGACGUACGGUGUCCGGCGUAGCGAGGUCAGCGCUUAGCUGUUCCGUAUACCAUAACGUACAUGAAAUUUUGUUUAAUUUUUCUAUCCUUCUUCUAUUAUUAUCACCUCUUUCUUUUUCUCCUUUUGUUUAGUUACACAACUUUGGACAUCACUUUUCUCGUCGUUGUGUCAUAGUAGGUUACUCAUCCACUACGCAUCGGCCCGAGUGACAUUAAAGCCGGAAAAGUUUCGUUUCGGUUGUCCUUUUGACCUCUCCAAUUGUGUUGAUACAUGCGCUUUGUAGCCCCUUGGUUAGUAAUUACGCCAAAGACAUACUUGUUCUUCUUGCAUCCGGAAUGCUCUGUUGAAUCUAUUCUACAUUAUGCAUAAGACCGC
This is a messenger RNA of Aspergillus pseudotamarii, 1624 nucleotides long. RefSeq lists its product as uncharacterized. Lineage: Eukaryota; Fungi; Ascomycota; Eurotiomycetes; Eurotiales; Aspergillaceae. The coding region runs from base 192 to 1286 and encodes 364 amino acids. The transcript has 2 exons. The record is from RefSeq and is a predicted model, not a curated record.